Messenger RNA from Chondrus crispus (carragheen), 1170 nucleotides. RefSeq lists its product as hypothetical. The transcript has a single exon. Bases 1 to 1170 code for a protein of 389 amino acids. Gene Ontology annotation, biological process: vacuolar transport. The record is from RefSeq and is a predicted model, not a curated record. NCBI's taxonomy places the organism in Eukaryota, Rhodophyta, Florideophyceae, Gigartinales, Gigartinaceae.
AUGUCCUCUGGCAGCAAUCGGGAAUGUGGUUCGAUGAGACAAGUGAGAGGAUCAUGGCGGAGGCAGACUUUCGCCAAUACUGUAUACUACGGCAUUACAGUCCCGUAUGGUAUUACAGCGGAACACUCGAAGGAGUUACACCAAGACGGUUUUAUUUGGGACAGCUACGGCGGUGUGGAUGAGCCAAUCAAGUCUCACGAAUACAGGGCGGCAACGCGUCAUUGCUGGCACUUGGCCACGUUUUCCCAGCGCCAGCCGUUGAAAAGGAGGCGACAAGUCCUAUCAACCCCCCCCCACCUCCCCCGUCCAUUCCUCAAUUCGCGACCUCUGCGCCUUCAACCCCAAGCAACCACCCCUUCCACCUCCGCCCUCCCAAACGCAAACCCCAUGAAUGCCUUCGGCCGCGCCGGCCGUUCCAAAUCGUCCCGCGAAGCGCGUCCCACGCCCGUUGCGCCCGCCGCGCCGCGCACGCCGCUGCCCUCCACGGACGCGUCCGUCUCCUCGCGCACGGACCGUCUGCAGGAGCGCCUAGCCGCGCACGACCGCGAGCUGCUGCGCCUCCGCGGGCAGCUACGCGCCACGAAGAAGGAGACGCGGCAGCACCGCUUCUACGCUAAGCGCGCCGCCCGCGUGCUGCAGCAAAAGAAGGCGCUGGAGAAGCGCCUCGCGGCCGCCAUGGACAUGCGCUACAACCUCACCAUCGCGCAGGACGAGGCCGAAGCCACCGCGGAGCUCUCUAGACUGCAGCCUCGCCGCACGCACGCCGGCGAGAUGGCGCACACAGCGGACUUGCUGCGCGAUUUGAACCAUCCCGCACCGGGGGAGGUCGAGGAUGUGCUGGACGAUGUUCAGGAGCAGAUGAGGGAGAUACAAGAGGUCACCCAGAUCCUGGGGAGCGAGGACUUUUUGAAUGAGGGAGGCGUCGAUGAUGCCGAGUUGGAGGAAGAGCUGAUGAGGGAGAUGGCCGACUUCGAGGCGACGGAAGGGCACGCCGGUGGUAACGAGGACGCAAAUUUUGUCAACAAUGACGACUAUAUGAAGAGAAUAGAUGGCCUUAUGCCCUCGCCGCACCAAGCAGAACCACACCCAUACCGCCCGCCUCCAGCAAGUCAGGAGCCGCGCGCGAAAUCAUCACGACAGCAAAGACCUGCCAGACGAGGGGCUCACUAG